AUGCUGGCUUCGUCAAAGCGGUGUCGUUCGCCUAGCGAUAGCGACGAGUACCUUCCAUCUGCACACAAUUACCAACUUGCACCUAUGAAAGCACUUCUUCGCUCUGCUCGACGUGAUUUUUAUCGUCAAGAUGUGGAAAUGACAUCAAGGGCUGAAGGAGCACUAACUACCGAUGACGAAUUCAGCACUCCUUCCGAUAUCGAAACGAACCUGAGGACUGAAGUAGCAAUACCUACCGUUGAAGGACAAAACACUUUUUCCAAGUAUGAAUUGGAUGAAAAGUGUCGUAAAUUAGCAAUGCUUAUUGCAAAUGCAAAACACCUUGUAGCUUUUACAGGUGCUGGGAUAAGCACGUCCGUAGGUAUUCCUGAUUAUCGUGGAGAGAAUGGUCUUCGUACGAAGAAUUUUAAGCUUCAGACGGAUCAAAAACGACAGCGAAUUGACAGAAAGAGUAGUGACGACAUUAUUGUUGUCCCAGAAAAUGAGAUUCUCGUACCCAUUAUUCCCGAUUUUCACAAUUUGGUACCAUCUCCUACGCACAUGGCACUAUUUGAGUUGCAUCGACUUGGAUUUUUAAAGCAUAUUGUGUCUCAAAAUGUCGAUAAUUUGCAUUUAAAAAGUGGCAUACCUGCAACAGCUUUAACUGAAGUGCAUGGCAAUGCCACACAUGCAAAAUGUGAGACGUGUGAGAAAGUGUAUACUACAAAUUUUCCCUGGACCGGAUUAUGUGAUGAUCCGAAUUGUGUGAGUACGAAAAGAUCGAUCGAACAAAGACUUCGAGCGCGUACACGACAUGGAAAUGGUCGAUUAAAGCGAAAUGUUGUUGGAUUUGAUGAACCCUUGGGUGAUAUUGACAUUGCAAUUGAUGAAUGUGAAGCAGCAGAUGUCGCCUUGGUCCUUGGAACGAGUUUAAGGGUCGAACCAUUUUCAGAAAUGGCCGGGGAGUACGCUGGUUCGUUAUGUAUUGUCAAUUUGCAGCCAACAACAAGUAAACUUGAUCGUCGAGCCGAAGAAACAGGUGUACGGUUGUUUGCAGAGACAGAUAUUGUGAUGGAGAAGAUGAUGCAGCAUUUAUUGAAUGAUUGGACGUACUGUGUUCCAAAAUGGACAGGAAAUCAUCCAACUAUUGUGUUUAAACCUGAACAUGAGAGUGAGAAUCUUGUUAACGUACUUGCUGGACGAAUCUUGUCAUAA
Messenger RNA from Plasmopara halstedii, 1194 nucleotides. RefSeq names its product mono-adp-ribosyltransferase sirtuin-6-like protein. The coding region runs from base 1 to 1194 and encodes 397 amino acids. The transcript has a single exon. Lineage: Eukaryota; Oomycota; Peronosporomycetes; Peronosporales; Peronosporaceae. The record is from RefSeq and is a predicted model, not a curated record. Gene Ontology annotation, molecular function: NAD+ binding.